Messenger RNA from Papaver somniferum (opium poppy), 1611 nucleotides. Its product is annotated as thymocyte nuclear protein 1-like. Lineage: Eukaryota; Viridiplantae; Streptophyta; Magnoliopsida; Ranunculales; Papaveraceae. The coding region runs from base 692 to 1354 and encodes 220 amino acids. The transcript has 2 exons. The record is from RefSeq and is a predicted model, not a curated record. Gene Ontology annotation, cellular component: nucleus.
UGUAAGGUCUACAGUACACUCUAUCGAAAAAAGAGGAUUUUCCAUGACAAAAAAGGAGGGCCGGCUACAUACCAUAUUGUUCCGAUUACGGGCCGAAAGGGAAGACUUAUAGGUUUUGGCCCAUAAAGUUAUGACCGCCACGUCUUACAAGAGAAAGUUCAGUUGAUUCUUCUAAUUUGGAGUACGACAAUCGAUCUCUUGUUCUGCAAAUCCAGAAAAAGGAUCUCCGACUGAUAAUUAAUUAACCAAAAUUGGUCACUCAAUCAUCCUCUCGGUGCAAGAUUUCUGUUUGUUCGGUCGGUGCUGCUUGGUGGUGUAAGCUAAACUCCAGAGAAAGAAAGACGAUUUGUGAAAAUGUUUGGCAGAAGAAAUCUUCGUUCGCUACCACUCAUAGCAGGAGCUGUUGUGGUCAAAAGUUUCUUUUAGGGGGAUACACUAGAGAGUUGAGUUUUGGUUAAAUGGAACUGAUUAGGAAGAUUGCAAGGCUUGCAAUUUAAGUCGAGCCUCACAGUAUUUACAAGAACAUAGACCAUAAAUGCGCAGUUUGAGAAUAUUAAUCAUACACACUUCAGUUUGGAAAACACAUUUGCGGAACGGUUAUCCCGAAGACAGUGGAUGGAAAACCUUUGCUUUUCCUACCAAUUACCUAUUUUUGAUAAAUUUUUAGCGGAAUUGUUGAUCUUCUUGUUGUAUGACACCAAUUCUUAUUAGGCCCACUUUCAAGACCAACAUGCCAUUAGGUCAAUAUAAGACUCUGGUGAUUCCCAACUUAAAUUUGGUGGUGAAAUCCCCAAAUUCCCGCCUCGGAGAGAAAAUUACUCAAGACAGACCUAAAGCUUAUUUUCAGAGUAGAGGAAGAGUCAAAUAUUGUGCAGCAGCUUAUCAAACAAGAGAGGGAGAGAUGGGUGAAGAAGAGGAGAGGGAAAAGCAGUUCUGGUUAUUAAAGACAGAACCAGGAGAAUGGUCGUGGGAAGAUCAAUCGGCAAAUGGAGGAAUAUCAAAAUGGGAUGGAGUGAAAAAUAAACAAGCACAAAAGUAUAUGAAAUCAAUGAAAGUAGGUGAUCUUUGUUUCUUCUAUCAUUCAGGUAAUAAAGCUCGUAGAAUCGUGGGUGUUGUAUCUGUGAUCAAAGAAUGGUAUUUUACAGAUAAGGUUGAAGACAAACAAGGAGCUGUAGAUGUUAAAAAAGUUGGUGAGAUGAAUAAACCUGUUGACCUAAAAGAGAUGAAAGUGGAAGAAGGUUUAGAAGGGUUUGUGUUGUUCAAGCAACCUAGAUUGUCAGUUGUUCCUGUUCCUAAGAAUGUUUGGGAUAAACUUUGUGAAAUUGGUGGUGGGAUCACUAAAGAAGAAAAAUAAGAGGAAGCAACUAAUGUGUGGAUAAGAUAGAUGAAUUAUCAUCUUUUUUGUUUGUUUGUCAUUGUAGGGAUUGAUUAUAUUGAAAACAUAUUUGCUGCUCCCAUUACUUAGUGUUACCCACCUCGCCGAGAGUGCUAGUUUUAGGUUGGCAUUGUGUUGACAAAAUUUUGUUUUGAUUCAGCAGAAUGUCUUCUUUGCAUUACUUUGUAAGAUUAUCGAAUCAUUUUUUGAUCUAUUUUAUUCAUCAACUUCUUAGA